Molecule: messenger RNA, 2164 nt
Organism: Lethenteron reissneri (Far Eastern brook lamprey)
Lineage: Eukaryota; Metazoa; Chordata; Hyperoartia; Petromyzontiformes; Petromyzontidae
Product: transcription termination factor 4, mitochondrial-like
Biological process (GO): regulation of DNA-templated transcription
Molecular function (GO): double-stranded DNA binding
Source: RefSeq, a predicted model, not a curated record
GGCACUGUACGCGGAAGUGCAGCAGUGGAGCGAACACUGCUGCUGCUGCACUGCGCCUUGAGAGCUUGGCCUCGUCACGGGAACGGGGAAUUGUCACCACGGCGCUUGAGCGCUGCGGUUAGCGCCGCACUCCGCUCCGAACCCAGCGACCCGAGUUUGAUUCCCGCUUCACAGCCAACAUCGAUGACGGGAAUCUGAACCCAUUCUGGGCCUUUCCUAGGUCGACUCGGCCUUCAACGAGUACCUGGCGCGCCGGGCGGCUCGACGAUGUGGAGCUAUCGCGGUCUCUCGGCUGUGGCGCCGUGCCGGUGCCGGUGGUGGGGCCUCCUCGCCCCUAGCCGGGUGGCACCGGCCCGGGGCGAGCGGGCGAGCACCACCACCGCCGACACCACCGCCGACACCACCACCACCGGCACCACCACCGGCACCACCACCGCCGACACCACCACCACCGGCACUGCCCGCACGGCGCGACGCCCCGGCCAGCCCGCCAGACGGGACAAGGCCCGCGCUGCCAAAGCCGUGCCUGCCGGUGAAGAGGUGGCAAGAGGGGAAGGCGGGGGCUCGGUGGGAGACAGCGGUGGCAAUGGGGAGUGGAGCACCGAGGAGGAGGAGCAGCCGCCGGGCGAGUUUGUUGCCAGCGUCGCCCAGGAGGCGGCCACACACGCCGCGAGGCGGGGCUGGCCCUCGGCUGCCGCGGCCUCCUCCGCCGCUGCCGUGGAGACGGCUGCGCAGGGCCUCCUGGACCUGGGAUUCUCGCAGCGUCAAGUCCGCUGUCUGGUGCGGAGCAGCCCUGCCGCGAUGCUGCCCUCCACACCACACGCUCAAGCUGGCGCACCGGCCGUGGUCUCGUCGCUGCGGGCACUGCUGGCACUGGGCCUCAGCCGGGCGACGUGCACGAGGGCCGUGACGCAGCAGCCUCAGCUCGCGCUUACGGACGCGCUCGUCAUCCAGGGCAGGGGGCGGGCCCUGAGGCGGCACGGCCUCGGAGAAGGCUGGCUGGAGCAUGCUGUCGCCUCCACCCCGGAGCUGCUUGCGCAGACUGAGCGAGGCAUUUCUGAGCGCAUAAACACGCUGCGCUCCGACUGCCUCUUCAACGGCAAGCAGAGUCAGGAGAUCGCUCGCACGACCCCGCGCGCCCUGCUGCACACGCCGUACCACUUGCAGUUUACCUUCCAGUACGCCUAUUUCCGCAUGGGCAUGUCGCACGCCGAGAUGGUGACCACGCGGAUUUUUGGUGCGGAUCAGCGCCGCGUCCGGACCCGCCACCAGUUCCUGGAGCGGCGCGGCCUGUUCAGCGUGGAGCGGUCGGGCCCGCAUGCGACGCCAGAUCCUCGCGGCCCAUCCCAGCCUGGACUCGGCUCGUCGCAGAAUCCCAAAGCCGCGCAUAUCAUCCGCCUCCCCGAUGGCGUUUUCCUCACGAAGCUUGCCAACGGGGCUUCCAAAGAGGAACUGGACGUGUUUAGCCGCCUGCUUGCCCGGGAAGAGUUGGAAGAAGAGUUGCAGGAGGGAGAAGAUUCUGAAAAUGAGCUUGAGGUAGAGGAGGAGGAGGUGGAGGAGGCGAUGGAUAAUUCCGGGUCGGACAGUGAAGAGGAGAGUGACAGAAGAACGAGAAGAAAGCCAUGAUUUGACAUGGAGCAAGAGGUGCAAUGCUUUUUUUUCAUGUUGAUGAUAAAAGUGUGCCCCAUCAUAGGAAUGUGGAAUGUCUACCACUGGCUCAGGGUUGUAAAUAGGAGAUGAGCACCACCUCAAUUCUCAUUUGCGCAGGAAAUGACUUAGAUUUUGACUCGUACAAAAAAUGGUGAUCUGAGUACACUUCCCAGUCAUUCUCACAUCAGUGGUCAGUGAUAACCAGUCCCCAUUUUAUCAACCCACACUGUCCUGCACAGUGAAGUAUGGUCAAACACUCCCUUCAACCAGCACAGUGUGGGGCAGUCUCCGAUAAAUAACUUUCAUAUUUUAUAAAUCACUUAGAAUGCAGUUAAACGUUAAAUUAAUCGUUGAUCACCACCAUGACUCUCAUUCAGUGGCACGGUGCUGUUGGUGGAGUGUUUUUCUCACCGGAAGGUUCGUGAAUUUGAAUUAUGGUUGAUGCGUCCUGGUGGGGGUGGACCCCCACUGUGCAGUUCUAAAUGUGUUCCCAAAUAAAAUCUAUGUGGCUGUA